AUGGAAGAGCGCAGGGCAUCCUCGACAAAUCACAGCGAGUGCCCUUCGGCUGCAGCAAUUGAGUACAACAAACCACUUUUCUUGUUUUUAGAUGGGCCGCUUAAGCUGAGUCUCGAAGAUUUCGACGAUCCAGACCUGUACGCAGAUCCCUCUCCGCAGGAAUGGGUCCGUCGCUGUGCUAGCCGGCGAAACAAGGAGGCUCUGUGUCGGCUGGGACAUUCUGCCAGUAACGAGGCCUCAGCUCACUCUUGCAUCUCUGCUACUCACUCACGCCGCGGUUCUGUCAAUGGCAAGCUAGACGAUAACAACGACGGGAGGAACACUAGUGGUGAUGACCGUGCUCCGCGCUCGGGCUCCGAGGGCGGUUCUGACACUCUCUCUGUCAGAAAUGGGGCUCCGCACGAAACGGACGAAAAUUUGCCGAAAAGGGUGGUAGGACUGUCUGACGGUGUCUCAAUCAUGGAAAGACACACGUCGGAUGCAGUCUGCGAACACCUACAGUUUGACGAACGGUGUUCGAAGGAUGCAGACGUGCUACAUUUCCUCGAUGGCGACUGGCGGAUGACCCCUUGUUGGGUUACAGACUAUUUCAAAGACGAAAAGAAAUUCAAAGUGCGGUUGAAAGUGGACGGGACCGAGAAAACCGUGCAUCGCCUCGCGAUCCGAUUCGUUGGUGAAGAUCCAGUAAAGUGUCAAGAAAGAGCAGAACGAUGCCGACGCAGGCGGGACCAGAUGCGUCUGCGCCAGUCUCUUAUCAACCUCAUUCACGGUCUCCAGGACUGUGAGUUCCCACCGCUAGGAACACACGCCAGACAGCGAUUGCUGAAGCGCAUUUUGCUCAAGGGUCGAGGCUGUCUGCGAAAGCUCGAUCAUGGAUAUGUCCGUGACUUGUUCCGUGAGAUGGAAGACCUUCAUAUGUUCGCCAUGAAGUUCGCAGCAGUCCGACACAAAACGCUUACCCUGAAUGGUACUCCCUACGCGUUUCUCACUCCUGAGAAGCUGCAGUCGAGAUUUGGAUCUCUCUUCGUUCCUCUCCUUCCUUCGGCGAUGAAGGAAAAGGGAUGCGAACCUGUCUCCGGCAUGCAGACACUCUCGAGAACCCGGGCGCUGCUCAGGCGGAGUCCACAUUUCAAGAAGGGAAUCACUAAGGCUUUCAAACUGGCUCAGUUCAUUCAACACCAGCAAGACCACUGCGCAGAUGUUCAGGAUGUCCUUGAAGAACAUUGGCGUGAAUAUAUUUACAAUGAGACCAUGGCGACUCUUGGCGCAUUAGAAGGCGAAUACCAUUUCUACGUCGACGACAUGGAGAAAUACUUGCGGAGCGACCUGCGCAAGAUUCUGCGUAAAAUUGACAUCAUCCUCUCACAUCACAUGAUGGAAUUCGUUCGGACCUCGAUUGCCGACUGGAAACACUUCUUCCUCUCUUUCGUCGCCGACGAAACACAACGCCCCGCUGACCCUCUCCUCAUUCUUGAUGUCCGCGCCACAGAAAAUGAGAAGGAGCUGCUUCCCUUUCUUCAGUUGCCAAAUCCACCAUUGUACGAGAUUUCGGCGACGUAUGAACCGCUGAAUGAGACUCGAGAGGCAGUCCAAAGCGUGCUGCGAACGUGUCUAGGAAAGGCAGAAAACUACAUCGCUCUCUUCAACAAGUUUGCAUAUUUAUCCAGUGAUGUUGCAGAGGGCGCAAAGAACGCUCACGUCGACUUUGAUCCGUCAGACCUUCCGAGUGUCCGCGAACGUCUAGAGAAAUACCACACUGCAAUGUUUGAAAUUGAGACGGUCUGCCCGACAGAAGUCAAACUGCAGAUGAUCGUACUGGAUUGCUCGCACGUGAAAGAAACACUUUCGGCCAAGGCGGAAAAGCUCUGGAAAGCUGAAUGCGAGAGAGUGUCUAAGUUCAUAGAGGAUGAAAUAGCUGCUGUCGUGAGAGAGUGGAACGACCUCCAUGACCGCGUCUUGACUAUUCCAACGACAGAGGAAGAGCUAGGUUCCUUAAAAAACCUCAUCGCCACAAUAAAUGAAUUGUCGGAUCCCCUGACGUCAAGAACGAGGUUCAUUCAUGAAGCCAUCGACCUACUCGCGUCGGUCAAUUUCGCCAUCAACAAAACUGUGCACGAAGAGGCCUACAGGGCCUUCAGCUGGCCUCUCCAGAUUAAAUUCGACCUUGUGGAAACGGGUGGAAUUCUUGAAAAAGGACGACUGCGGUUUGAGGAGAAAUUGGAAGCGGACAAGGCAGAGUUGGAGAAGGACUUGAGCCAGCUGGAGCAAGAAGUUGAUUUCGUCCGAAACGAGAUGGGCGACACCGAGCAGGCGAUGGAAUAUUACAAACGAAUCGUGCAGCUGCAGGAACAACUGACGGCCGCCAAGAACCGAACUGAGGCCUUUAAGAAGGCAGAAACUCUGUUUGGCUUGGAGGAACCGUCCGACUACAGUCGUGUCGACGACCUUUAUGCAGCCUUCGAGCCUUUCAGAAAAUUGUGGGCGUUGGUCGUCGACUUCAAGUACGGUGAACUUCAGUGGCUGAGCGCCGCCAUCACGUCUUUGGAUCCGGCGGAGGUCGAGACGAGUUUGGAUCGAUGGAGUCAAGAGGCGUACAAGUUGCGGAAGCACUUUCUCACAGAUUCACGUUCCGUGCAGGUCGGAGUCGCGGAUGCGUUGCACCUCUCCAUAGAACGCUUUCGUCAGCAUCUUCCUGUGAUUCGUCCUCUCUGCAACGAGGCGUUUUUACCGCGGCACUGGGUCGAUCUGCUGAAAACCAUUGGUUGCGACCUAGACGUCGACGAGGGCUUCUCCCUCACUCAACUUCUCGACAGCGGGAUCCAAGACCAUCUACAGAUCGUCGAAGAAAAAAGCGAGCUCGCCCAGAAGGAGUUCACGUUGAAGAACGCCCUGGUGAAGAUGAAGGUCGAGUGGAAAGCGAUGCAGCUCCAACUCAUCCCUUUCAAAGACACACACACGUACGUCAUGAAAGGCUUUGAUGUCGUCCAGGCUCUUCUGGACGACCACCUCGUACGCACGCAGACGAUGCGCGGCUCGCGCUUCAUCCGGUGCAUAGAAUACCAAAGUCGAGAGUGGGAAUCGAAGUUGCUGGAAACCCAACAGGCUCUCGACAGUCUCCAAGCCUGCCAACGUUCCUGGAUGUACCUCCAGCCGAUUUUCCAGAGCGCAGACAUCUCGCAGCAAAUUCCACACGAGGCAGGGCUGUUCCGAGAGGUCGAUGACCUGUGGAGACGCACCGUCGCCCAAGCCGAAGAGACACCCGGAGUUCUGGAUAUCGUGGAAUUCGGCAAUCUCCACCACGACUUCACGCAAGCAAAUACGAAGCUAGCGCAGAUUAUGAGGGGCGUGAACGACUUCCUCGAGACCAAGCGCCUCGCCUUCCCCAGAUUCUUCUUCCUCUCCAACGAGGAGCUCCUCGCGAUCCUGUCGCAAACGACGGACCUGUCACCCGUUCAAAUGUAUUUGAACAAAUGCUUCGAGGGGAUUCACAGAGUCGCUUUCGACGAACAUGGGACGGUCAUAAACGCCAUACGAAGCGCUGCCGGAGAAGAAAUUCCUCUCGGACGCCACGUGGCUCUCGUGGACGGAUCCCGAUUUGUCGGAGCUGAACACUGGCUUGGCGAGGUUGAAAGCUCUGUCAGUGACAGCCUGCGGGAUGUCAUGGAAGCUGCGAUGAAAGAUUACCAGAUACGACCCAGAACAGAAUGGUGUUUAUCCUGGCCCGGUCAGGUCGCCCUAACGGCCAGCCAGAUCUUCUGGACUUCAGAGGUCGCGGACGCGAUCAAUGGUGCCCAACUAGCUAGCUACCUGGACAAAUGCAAUGAUCAACUUCAGGGACUCGUUCGUCUGGUCCGCGGCCGCUUAACGCAGCUGAAUCGCCUGACAGUGACGACUCUUCUGACCAUCGACGUGCAUGCGCGGGACGUGGUGGAAGAGUUGAAGAAGGAGAACACGUCUUCUUUGUCGGAUUUCGAGUGGCUCGCGCAAUUGCGUCUGUCGUGGCAGCAGCCAGGAAGUGUCACUUUGCUGACGGGAAAGAGAAACACAAAGCCGGAGAUUCAGCUGAGCAUGAUCAACGCGCGAAUCUUUUACGGAUUUGAAUACUUGGGCAGCACGGAAAGACUCGUCAUCACGCCCCUAACUGACCGGUGCUACCGAACUCUGAUCGGCGCUUUCCACUUGCAGUACGGCGGCGCACCGGAAGGUCCAGCGGGGACAGGAAAAACUGAAACGACCAAAGACUUGGCAAAAGCUGCGGGUAUGCAGUGUCUCGUUUUCAACUGCUCUGACGGUCUCGACUACGUGUCGAUUGGGCGCUUCUUCAAGGGCCUGGUUUCCUCGGGAGCUUGGUGCUGCUUCGACGAAUUCAACCGAAUCGAAGUCGAAGUUCUGUCGGUCAUUGCUCAACAAGUGCAUGCAAUUCAACAGGCCAUACGCAACCAGGUUAAAGUUUUUCUUUUUGAAGGGACGGAUGUGAAACUCGUACCCUCGUGCGCCAUCAAUAUUACCAUGAAUCCGGGCUAUGCCGGAAGAUCCGAUCUACCAGACAACCUGAAGGCUCUCUUCCGACCUUGCGCGAUGAUGAUUCCGGACUUUUCGUUGAUUGCGGAAGUGAUGCUAUACUCAUAUGGAUUUGCAGACGCCCGGAAUGUGGCUCGCAAGGCCCUGGCGUGCCUCCGUCUGUCGUCAGAGCAGCUGUCAUCGCAAGACCACUACGACUUUGGUAUGCGCGCUCUGAAGGCGAUUCUUACCGCAGCCGGGCAGUUGAAAAGAACGUUUGGAUCAGCGUUUGAGGAAGACGAACUGACCCUGUACGCGCUGGAGAGGGUCAGCGUUCCCAAGCUUACUCCCAACGAUACUCAGCUCUUCCGUGACAUCGUUUCAGAUCUGUUUCCAGGGGUGAAAGUGGCCUCUGAAGACAACGGCUUUCUGCUUUCUCGUAUCGAGCAGGUUGCGAAGAAAAAGAACCUUCAACCUACAGAGGCGUUUCUAACAAAGUGCAUUCAACUCUGGGACACCAUCAAAGUGAGGCACGGGCUCAUGAUUGUGGGGGCGACACUGACGGGGAAAACGGCGGUGCUGGAGUGUCUCGCGGAGGCUCUUGGACGCGCCUGCGAAGGCCGAGAACGCGAACGGGAAAACGGAGGCAGUGAUCGCGAAGAUCUAUUCAGAGACACCAAAGAGAGACACGAAGGGAGGAAAAGGAGAGACAGGCAACGCAACGCUGCCAGGCAGCCGUUGGAGGCCGACGAAGGCCGAGUUGCAGUAGCGCAAGAGAUAAGCGACGAAGACGAAUGGGAGGAAGAACCCAACGGAGACGAAACAGAAGAAGAAGGUCGAGAGGGAGCCCAGCAGGAAAAAGACGAAGGAGGUCGCCGACGUGGAAAGGAAGAGGGGGAAAAUGGGACAGUACCUCACGAAUACUUGCCAUGCAAACUGUAUAAAAUCAAUCCGAAAAGUGUUACACAGGGACAGCUUUACGGCAAAUACGAUGAAAACACGCAAGAGUGGACAGACGGAGUUCUUGCAAUCGCUAUUCGGGCUGCCUCCAACGAAAGCGAUGUUCAAGCCCGGCAGUGGAUCGUCCUUGACGGCCCCGUCGAUGCGGUGUGGAUUGAGAACAUGAAUACGGUCUUGGACGACAACAAAAGGCUUUGUCUCACGAGCGGAGAGAUCAUCAAACUCUCGGCCCUGACUACGAUGAUCUUCGAAGUCGAUGACCUCUCCUCUGCUUCUCCAGCCACUGUCUCCCGUUGCGGGAUGGUCUACCUUGAUCAAGCGCAGUGCACUUGGGAGCCGAUGGUGAUUUCCUGGAUCCAUCAGCAGAGGCAGAAAGCACCAAACUCCCUUCCGCUGUCCUGCAUAGACGAAAGCGAGUCCGGGUUGUCUCUCACAGACUUGUUUCUCCAUGCUCUCCCGAUCUUCCUUCAAUUUAUAAAGGUCAACAGUACAACGCCUUGCGUCGUGUCAGAUAACUGGUGA
This is a messenger RNA of Toxoplasma gondii ME49, 5982 nucleotides long. Its product is annotated as dynein heavy chain, n-terminal region 2 protein. Gene Ontology annotation, molecular function: dynein light intermediate chain binding; ATP binding; dynein intermediate chain binding. The coding region runs from base 1 to 5982 and encodes 1993 amino acids. Lineage: Eukaryota; Apicomplexa; Conoidasida; Eucoccidiorida; Sarcocystidae. Gene Ontology annotation, biological process: microtubule-based movement. The record is from RefSeq and is a predicted model, not a curated record. Gene Ontology annotation, cellular component: dynein complex. The transcript has 10 exons.